Molecule: messenger RNA, 4785 nt
Organism: Pseudopipra pipra
Lineage: Eukaryota; Metazoa; Chordata; Aves; Passeriformes; Pipridae
Product: radial spoke head 10 homolog B-like
Exons: 20
Coding region: 311-3052 (913 amino acids)
Source: RefSeq, a predicted model, not a curated record
AUCCUGCAUAUGAUAAUUUUAAAGCAAAUGGAAGUGAUACAGAAGAUAAAGUACUUUUUUUUAACUUAUACUAAAGCUGGGUUUCAUUAGAUAAUUACCUCAAGCAUAAAUAUUGCACUUAAUGAUAAAUUUACUGGUGUCUGUGUUUCAGGCUUGAAUAGAAUAAUUCAUCUCGCAUAUUUACUUUUAAUUAGACUUGUUCUCUUCCAUAUUCCAAACUUGUUUAUCAAGAAGAGGGGAUCCCUUUUCUGACAGUGAAUGCAAAAUUGCCAAUAAGAAGGAAAAUACACGUUGAGACAAUUCAGCAGCUAUGCCAAAGGGCAAGAAGAAAGAUGUCAAGAAAAAAGAUGUCAAGAAGAAGGACAGUAAGACAGCAGACAGUGAGAAGGCAGAAGAAUCUGUACAUACUCCUGAUCCUGCACAAGAUACUACAGCUGAGAGUGGUUUAACAGGGCUGCCAGAUUUGCAGAGUGAUUCAGUGAAUGCUGUGGGAGAAACUCAGGCAACUCCAGAGAUCCCAGAGGAGGAAGAGGAACCUCCAGUCCAACCUGUUCCUCAGUACCGUGAGGAGCCUAUUCUUGCUCAAAUUAUUGUAAAAAGCUAUGAAGGUGAACAAGUCAAUGGAUUGUAUGAGGGUGAAGGAUUUGCAUGUUUUGAGGGAGGGGGUACUUAUAAGGGCAUGUUUUCUGAAGGGUUUAUGCAUGGACAAGGGACUUACACGUGGGCUGAUGGAGUGAAGUAUGAGGGAACAUUUGCUAAGAAUGUGCAGAUGUUUAAUGGCCGUUAUACAUGGAAUGACGGUGUCUAUGAAGGAUCAAUCAAAGAUGGAAUUAGGCAUGGAUUUGGAUUUUUCAGGAGCAGAACUCGUCCUGUUUCUUACCUUGGCGAGUGGUGUAACGGCAAAAGACAUGGAAAGGGUAUCAUUUAUUUUGAUGAGGAACAUGCCUCUUGGUAUUCAGGUGAAUGGGUCAAUAAUGUCAGAGAAGGAUGGGGAAUGAGACGCUACAAGUCUGGAAACACCUAUGAAGGUCAGUGGAAGAACAAUGUACGACACGGACACGGAAGAAUGAUAUGGUUGGCAGCUAAACAAGAGUAUGUAGGACAGUGGGUGAAUGGCAUCCAGCAUGGGUAUGGCACCCACGUGUGGUUUUUCGAGAGAGGGCCUCUGUCUCAGUACCCUCUGAGGAACGAAUACGUGGGGCAUUUUGUCCGAGGGGAACGACACGGGCACGGCAAGUUCAUCUACGCCGGUGGAGCUCUGUACAAAGGCCAGUGGGUUCAUAAUAGGAAGCACGGCAAGGGCAAGUUUAUCUUCAAGAACGGUCAUGCUUAUGAAGGAGAGUUUGUAGAUGAUCGUCUGGUAGGUCUUCAUCUUCAAGAGAAUACAGUGAAUGCAAAAGAGCUGAGUGGCAUUGCCACUCCUUCUGUCAUUGAAAGUAUCACAACCAUUAAUGACUCGGAAAGUACUUCUAUCCUGGGGUCAGAUAUUGAGUUGGAUAUAUCUUCACUGCUUGACUUGUUCCCAAGGGAAGAGAGACAGGAAGAACUGCACCAAGUAGAACGUGCAGUGUUGAGGCACAUGAUAACACUGAGGAGAGACUACAGCUUCUACAGUGCCUUAGGCUUCGGGCAUUCUCCCGACAACACUUUCCUCAUGACUAAGCUCCAGUUUUGGAGGUUCCUGAAGGACUGCCGGUUUCAUCACUCCAAAAUAAGCCUGGCUGAAAUGGAUCGGGUGGUGGGAGGUAGUAAAGAACUUCUGGAGAUCCAUUGUCCACACCAGCUAUUACUGUUCAGAACAUUUUUAUCUUACCUUAUUCAUCUGGCAUUUCAUAUCUAUCAUAAAAAGCACAAAGUGAAAGGUCGUUCUCUGGAUGGGUGUUUCUCAGCAAUGAUGUCCAGGAAUGUUAUUCCCACUGCCUGUUGUGUCCAAGGUAUCUUAUUUUCUGAAGAAAGACACGCUGUUUUUGCCAUGAACUACAUUUACAAAUGCUGGGAGAUAUACAGAGCUUUUUGCAGCCCGAAUCUCAACCCUCCCUUUGAACCCACAAUGAAGAUAAGGCAAUUUGUUUGGAUGUUGGAUGAAUUGAAACUUCUCAACAAACAAUUAACUGUUUCAAGACUUGUGAAAAUAUUUGUCAAAGUUGGUGCCUGUCCACGUGGUAGGACUGGUAUCAACAUGGAACUGGAGUUGGUUUUUCUGGAGUUUUUUGAAGCUCUUCUUGAAUGUGCAGUGGUGUACGUUACCCAUGAUAUGGUUAAGGAGCAAAUAGCUCUUGAGAAUCAGAACAGAGCUAGCUUUAGAUUCAAGAACUUCUCCAGAGAAAUCUCAGCUUUGUACUCAGGAGAUUCUCAGCCACUGAGAUCUUGUGAAGACAAAGAGCAGUGUCAGCAAGUAUCUCUUCUGGAGACUGUCCUCUCAUUUGCCUCAGCUUGUGCAGACAGCAAAGAUGAUCUGUCAUUGUCCAGCUGGGAUUCAGGAAAAGAACCAGAUUCCUUUCCAGCAAAGGAAUUGGGAGAUGAAGCAAAAGAAGACAAAACUGAACAAGAUGAGAAAUUUUGUCUGUGGAUGUAUCAGAUGGAAAUCUUUUUCACAACAAAGCUCUUCCCUGCUUACCAGCAGGAGAAAGUGCUGAGGCAAAAAGUAGAAGAAAAGCGAAAGGAGGAUGUCGAAUUAGCUGAGCUGAGAAAGAUCAAGGAUGUGGAGCUGGCAAAACUCAUUGCUGAAAGAGAAGCAGAAGAGGUAAGGAGACAAGAAGCAGCUGCAGCAGAAAAAGCCCGUGCCUCCCAGAGUGCAGAUGCUGAGGGGUCGGAGGAUCCUGUCCCACAGGAAGUGUCCCCGCGGAAGGGAAGCAGAGCGCGCCUGUCAAAGGGGGAGGCACAGAAGGGAGGGCCCUCUCCAAAGAAAGAUGCCCACAGGAAAGACUCCUCACAGAAGAAAGAGGCCCAAAAGAAAGCCCCCUCAGUGAAGAAAGAGGCACAGAAGGCAGCACCUGCAGGUAACACGGGGCCUGCUAACAAGAAAAACAAACCCUCUGGUAAAAACCACUGAAACUUCAAGCAAGUUCUCUUCAAAUAGAAAAAAAAAACCAAACAAACCCAAACAACACUAGAACAACAACACUUGUAGGGAGCUGUAAAAAUUAUAAGACUGUAUGCACAAGAAUUGAUUUCAGAGGGAAACUGUCUGUUUGCACCGGGGUCUUGGGCAAGUUACAUUGCACUAAACUAUCAGAUAGUCACACAAUGAUGCAAAUGAACACAGGAAAACAAAAGGAUGCCCUUAAAAGUGUAACAAUUAUUAGCUUUAUUUUCCAGCAAAAUAUUCACAUAACAUAUCAGAAUGGAAUGGUACAGAUGAAUUCAGACUGGUUUCUAAUUAGCUUGCACAUAAACAUGUUUAAAAUUUAAAAAUUUUAUGGUCAGAGUUUACAGAUUUUAGUAGAAAUUUUGAUUCUUACAAAGCAAGUAUUGCUUUACUAUUGUCAUUAUUCCAGUCAAUAAUAUGACUAAUAACUUCUCAUGUUGAACAAGUGCCUGACAUUGACAUCUUCAAUAAAUCAGCCCUUUGCAGAUCAAUCCAAGAAGAAAAUAUUGUUAAACUGUGUUGCACAAAGUUUCUUCACUUCUUCUGUUAAUAAAAAAAAAAAAAAGAUACUUCAGUAUGAUAUUUUUACAGAAACCUCCUCAAGAGAAACCCUGGGGAUCAUCACAGAGAAUAUACUUAAAUUCAAACAGAAAAAACCCUAUGAGUUUCUAACGUAGAAAUACACUUAAUGUUACUCUGUCUUCAGUAGGAGAAAGUCAAGUCAAGUCUGGCAUCUCACCCUGUCUGAAAGGUGAGUUGUAUUUUAAGUGGCUGAAGUGUAAAUGAUGGGCCACUCAUCUUGGCAAACUUACACUGCAACAGCAGCAGACUUGGCUCCAUCCUAAGGAAGUACAUUAUAACCCCUUUUUCAGAGAGAGGAGGAAUUAGGGUAGUCUGUACAAUAAAUCAAGUCAGCAAAACUUUUGCUUUGUGCUAUUUGGUAGAGAACACUUUCUAAGUUUAUCAGGCACAGAAACACUCAUUUACUGUUUCUGGGUGGCAGGUUUGAUGCUGAGAGACAAUUACACAAAGAUUUCUACGUCAUGCAACUCAUUUCUCUUUUUAAAGUGUAGGUUGCUAGGCUUUGGUCCUGGAAAGUAUUAAUUCUUUCCCAUUGUCUAAGUGAGCACAUUCCUCCUGUUAUGACAGAGAGCCCCAAAAUUGCUGCAAGCAAGAUUCAAACAGACUUUAGGAGAAAUAGCAAUUUAAAAGCUUAUUGCAUCCUAAUGUUCAUUUGCACUCUUAGUCACAGUAAGUCAUUCUGAAAACCACGUUAGAAACAAGACAGCAAUGGGAUGAGGAUCCCUGGCAGGACAGACAGACAGAUAUCAUGUGUAAGUAACCUACCCCUGGAUCACUGACAAGUAAAACCCAACUCAGAUGUAAAUAUGUUCAUCUCUCACCUGUCAUAUACUGUAUUAAUUACUCCUAAACUAAGCUCAUAGAUCUCUCCUCUAUUAUUUGAAGGAGGAAUAAUGAGUGAUUAAUAAUUAAGAAUGUCUGCUGAAUAUUUAUGCUGUUCUUUCACAGCUGAUAGAAGGCAGACUAAAACCUUGGGCAAACUCACCUGGUCUAUCAAAGAUCAAUCACUCUCUACAUUUCUCAUGAGAUGGAUUUUAUUACUUCCCUAGGGACAUACAUUCUAGUAGUAACUGUAUUUAGAUGUAAUAAAAAACAAUCCUUACCAUUAACUUCAA